GUAAGCACGGAAUAUGAAAAGGGUAAAUUGGUCAUAGUGAGAAAAUUGAAAACACUUGGGGCAAUAUAAGAGUUAGGUCCGACAAUGUUAGUCAGAAUCGAUCACACAGCUUUUGUUUUCGCACUUCGCUGUCUGAGGAUUAUAAGUGUUUGGGAAGCGCAACAUCAUCUCUCGACGGUAUCAAAAUGGAUCAUCAAGGGCAUGGCCAGAACCCAUCCAUGGGGGUUGUUGGUAGUGGAGCUCAAUUACCAUAUGGUUCUAACCCAUAUCAGCAAGGCCAAAUAACUGGACCACCAGGGUCGGUUGUGGCAUCGGUUGGGACCAUUCAGUCUACUGGUCAACCUGCUGGAGCACAGCUUGGACAGCAUCAACUUGCUUAUCAGCAUAUUCAUCAGCAACAACAACAUCAGCUUCAGCAACAGCUCCAACAAUUUUGGUCAAAUCAGUACCAAGAAAUUGAGAAGGUUACUGAUUUCAAGAACCACAGUCUUCCCCUGGCAAGGAUCAAGAAGAUUAUGAAGGCUGAUGAGGAUGUUAGAAUGAUUUCAGCUGAGGCACCAGUCAUCUUUGCAAGGGCAUGUGAAAUGUUCAUAUUAGAGUUAACCCUGCGUUCUUGGAAUCACACUGAAGAGAACAAAAGGAGAACACUUCAAAAAAAUGACAUUGCUGCAGCAAUCACAAGGACUGACAUCUUUGAUUUCUUGGUUGACAUUGUACCCCGUGAGGACUUGAAAGAUGAAGUGCUUGCAUCAAUCCCUAGAGGAACAAUGCCUGUUGGAGGGCCCGCUGAUGCUCUUCCAUACUGCUACAUGCCUCCUCAGCAUGCUCCUCAAGUUGGAACCGGUGGUGUCAUAAUGGGUAAGCCUGUAAUGGACCCAAACAUGUAUGCUCAGCAGUCUCACCCCUACAUGGCACCACAGAUGUGGCCCCAGCCUCCAGACCAACGUCAGCCAUCUCCAGAACAUUAGCUCUUAUGUGUCUUGGAAAUUAAGAUAACCAGGCACCAGAUUGAGUUGUGAAUGUGAAACUGAAAGGUUGGGGAAGUCCAUAGCGAGCAGAAGCUGUAGCUGAUAGUUUACAUGCAAUGCAGACUAUAAACAUAUGUAGAUAAUGUGCUAGGGAAAAACUUAACUUUGUCUUUGAUUUAGCUGGAUAAAAUGGUAUUUUUCAUGUUUAAAUUACAGGUCAUCAGAUGAUGAUAUUUAUUUACUGGUGCACAGCAGGAUUUUUACUUGAGUGUUUAAACCUGCCAUGUGCCCAAAAUAUAUCCCAUCUUAUCAUUCACAUUAUGGGUUCCUUAUUCGCUUUGUUGGAAAGAUUUCACCUGUCACA
This is a messenger RNA of Vigna radiata var. radiata (mung bean), 1332 nucleotides long. Its product is annotated as nuclear transcription factor Y subunit C-9. Bases 186 to 968 code for a protein of 260 amino acids. The transcript has 4 exons. Gene Ontology annotation, cellular component: nucleus. Gene Ontology annotation, biological process: regulation of DNA-templated transcription. The record is from RefSeq and is a predicted model, not a curated record. Gene Ontology annotation, molecular function: DNA-binding transcription activator activity, RNA polymerase II-specific; DNA binding; protein heterodimerization activity. Lineage: Eukaryota; Viridiplantae; Streptophyta; Magnoliopsida; Fabales; Fabaceae.